Uloborus diversus is the source of this 10812-nucleotide messenger RNA. RefSeq names its product sushi, von Willebrand factor type A, EGF and pentraxin domain-containing protein 1-like. Lineage: Eukaryota; Metazoa; Arthropoda; Arachnida; Araneae; Uloboridae. The record is from RefSeq and is a predicted model, not a curated record. Gene Ontology annotation, molecular function: calcium ion binding.
AUGGGGGCUUUUAGUGUCAAGAAAGGUCUUAAAACAAUUAAGAUACUUCGAUUUAUUUGUAUUGAAGUUUUAGAGAAAGCGCGUGCCAAUGCGACAAAGGUCGUGUUUCUGGUGACGGACGGAUACUCCAACGGCGGUGACCCACGUCCGGCCGCGAAGGUUCUUCGCGAUCAACAGGUGGAGAUCUUCACUUUCGGCAUUCAGAAUGGAAACGUCCGCGAACUGUACGACAUGGCAUCGGACCCGCCGGAAGAGCACAGCUACAUCCUGGACAGCUUCGAAGAAUUUGAGGCGUUGGCCAGGAGGGCCCUACACGAAGAUUUGCAAAUCGGAAGCUAUUUGGACCAGCAACCGGACUCCUGCAAUCGCCUGUGUCCCGCCGGUAAGGAUUGUUGCGAUGAUAAGGCUCAAUGCACCUGUGGCACCACAAGCGGCCACUACGCAUGUCUCUGUCAGAAAGGCUUCUAUGGCACUGGACUCAAAGGAGAUUGCCAUGCAUGUCCAGCCGGUACAUAUCGUCCAACGAGCAGUCCGGGAGAUCUUUCGUCUUGCCUACCCUGUCCGGACACCAACCAAGUUUCUCUCCCGGGAAGCACAAGUUUGGACCAGUGCUUGUGCAAGGUCGGAUUUCAUAAAGUGGGAAAGAAAUGUGUAGUUCUGGAAUGUCCUCCCCUGUCUCCCCCCGAUCACGGGUUCUUCGUGAAUGGUGGUUGCAGUCGGGUGUUCAACGCAGCCUGCGGGAUCCGGUGCGACACGGGAUUCAAACUGCAGGGUAGCAGCAUCCGUCUCUGCGCCGAAAACGGAUCCUGGACGGGAGAAGAGACCUCCUGCCAAAUGAAGACGUGUCCGGCGCUUAGUCCUCCCCGUCACGGGUCUUUGUCUUGCACCAGUCCCGAUAAUGUGUUCGAAACGGAGUGCCACUUCUCCUGCGAUCACGGCUAUACCCUUGUGGGCUCCAAGAAGAGGACCUGUCUUGCCAUCUCGCUCUGGGAUGGACUACCAGCCCUCUGCAGACCCGUGAGCUGCGCUGCUUUGAAACCGAUUCCUAACGGAUCCAUUAGUCCGUCGAAAUGCACCAAGGGCAAGUCCAACUUCAACGACGAGUGCUUCUAUGAGUGCAAGAAAGGCUUCAUGCUGACGGGUCCACAGCGUAGGGUGUGUGAAGAUCCAGGGGUCUGGAGUGACACUGACUCCGUUCCCAAGUGCGUAGACGUAGAACCACCGGUCAUCAAGUGCCCCGAGGACAUCGUGGUGGACUCUGACGAGAACGAGGCGAGUGCCCUGGUGGAAUGGUCAACACCUCACACUCACGACAACAGUGAGGAACCAGUGAUUGUUACUGUCAUUCCCGCCAUAGUCUCCCCCAGAAGAUUCGACAUCGGUGUGGCCUUGGUCCUGUACUCCGCAGAAGAUCGUGCCCGGAACAGAGCCCGCUGCAAUUUCACAGUUACUGUGCGAGAUGUUCAACCUCCUACAGUGGAUCGCUGUAUCUCUCCAGCCACUUACCUGUCAAGGGUCCUACCUUUCACCGUCUCGUGGGAAGAACCACUGUUCUCAGAUAACUCCGGAAAACCCGUCACUGUGUGGCGAUCUCACGACAAGCCUUAUGCUUUUGAUCUGGGUAGCACUGAAGUUAUCUACGAGGUCAAGGAUGAGGCUGGAAAUAACAACACUUGCAUAAUCACCAUAACUGUUCAAGAACAUGCUUGUGCUUUCCCGUUGGAUCCUCUGAACGGUCGUACUAACUGCACUGAAGCGGAGAACGGAGUUUUCUGUUCCUUGACGUGUGACGAGGGUUAUGGAUUUGCCAUGAAAACGCCUCCAUUUUACUUCUGCGCGUACGAUGGUAUCUGGCUCCCAGCAGAGUUCUUGCCUUUCCCCGACUGUUCUAUCAUAUUCUAUUCCAAUGCCAUCUACAAGAUUGGGACGGUAUCCGUGGCCUCCGAUGGUCUCAGUUGUGAGAACAAUUUCCUCCUGUCUCAGUUGCAAAAGCAUUUGGAAAGGAAAAUAUCAAACAGGGUGAGUCGUGUCUGCCGAAGCAAUGUUAUUUGCGAAGUGGAAAAUAUGAUAGCUGAAUGCGAAGAAGAAAGAGAUCGUUUGGAAGAAGAAUCCAAUUCCAUCUUCCGGCGAAGGCGUCAUGCCUGGAACAAUACAACAGGAGGCGGCUACAGGUACAAAAGGGGUGUUCUCCAACCUCAUAUUCUGGCGAAAUCUUUGGCGAUGAACCGUUCAUCAAGUUUCGGUACACAGGAUACUCCCGUCAUAGAACCACCGACCCUCUUGGAGAAAAAUCCGCUGCCCGAUGUGGUGUACAGUUUGACUUCAGAUGCCCCAGGGACUGAUGGGGGCGUCUUUCGAAUUUCCAGAGGGAACUCUGACCUGAGACCGGAAGUUGGCUUGUUUUCUUCUGAUGAUGCCGCCCAAAGUAAAAUUGAGCUCGAAUUUCAACUGAAAGGCAAGAUGGCUGAAACUUCCGAAGAGCGCAGAGAGCAAAAUUCCUUGAUGACCAGUGUCCAAGAGGCCAUGCAGUUUCUGCAAGACGCAGCUCACAACGGAGAGCUGGACAUCUCCCUCGGCAACAAACGACUUCAUGUGGAAUACGUCAAAUUCGAUACCCACGACCCCAUGUUCGUCUGCGAGCCUGGAACGGUUGCCAGAGGCAAUAUCUGUCUGAAGUGUCCUGUUGGUACCUUCUUCAAUGUGGUCUCCGAAACGUGCGAGGCUUGCCCACUAGGAACAUACCAGUUUCGAGAAGGCCAGUUUUCUUGUCUUGUUUGUCCGGAUCGAACAUCAACCACAACCGGACAGUCGAAAAGCGUUGGGGAGUGCAAAGCUCAGUGUUUGCCCGGAAGCUUUUCUGCAACUGGCCUCGAACCUUGUGAAACGUGUCCUAUGGGGCAUUACCAACCUUCAUACGCUGAGCAGCGAUGUACACCGUGUCCUCCUGGUACUACAACUCACAGAAGAGGAGUUCGGAGCAAUACUGAAUGUAAACUUCCAUGCCCUCCGGGAGAAGUGUCGAGGAUUGGCCUCCAGCCUUGCUUUCCUUGUCCAGAUGGCUUCUAUCAACCUCACAAAGGGGAAAAGUCCUGUUUCAGAUGUCCUGCAAAUGUAAGGACAGGUAUCCAGGGGGCUAAAAACAUCAGCGACUGUGAAGGUGUCAGUUAUGAAGUUGCGAAAAAAGCGUCUCCCGUUUCUGCAGAACUGACGAUAAAUGACUGUUUCUCGGUGCCAUGUCUUAAUGGUGCAUCAUGUCAAGCUAUGGAAAUAGGAUUUUUGUGUGUCUGCCAACCUGGAUAUGCUGGUAUUUAUUGUGAACAAGAAAUUGACGAGUGCGCAUCUGGUCCAUGCCGAAAUGGGGGGAGUUGUCAAGAUGAGAUCAAUGCUUAUCGAUGUUUUUGUCCCCCCGGAUAUGCAGGAAAGCAUUGUGAGGUGGACGUGGAUGAUUGUUUAUUUGAGCCUUGCUUUAAUGGCGCCACAUGUUUUGAUAAAAUCAAUGGCUUCUUCUGCAAGUGUACACCAGGCUUUGUUGGUCCUCUGUGCCAGUAUAACAUAGAUGAAUGCAUCAGUAAUCCAUGUCAAAAUGAUGGCUUUUGCGUCGAUUUGAUAGCUAAUUACACUUGUGAAUGCAUGCCUGGAUUUGAAGGAAGGAAUUGUGAAGUAAACAUUGAUGAUUGUGCUAGCUCCCCAUGUAAAAAUAAUGCAACUUGUGUGGAUGAUAUCAUGUUUUUCAAGUGUGAGUGCCUUGCUGGAUUCGAGGGUGAUUACUGUGAAGUGGACAUCAAUGAAUGUCACCCUCAGCCUUGCAUGAAUGGAGCAACUUGCAUCGAUAAGAUUGCAAAUUUUAAGUGCCUUUGUCCUCCUUCUUACGUUGGGGAUCUGUGUGAGACAGAAUUAUCAUCAGACUUUCUGUUGCAUUUUCCUUCUUCUGGUAUUUUGGAUUUUGUGCAGCUGGAUUAUUUACCCCGAGAUCUCACCGAAGUUACUUUGUGUUUCUGGAUGUUGACCGAAGACAAGUUGAACUAUGGCACCCCCAUUUCAUAUGCAACUGAUGAAGCUGAUAACUUGCUCACCAUCACUGAUUACAGUGGUUUUGUGAUAUAUGUAAACAUGGAUAAAGUUGUGACAGAUGUCACUGCAAAUGAUGGCCAUUGGCAUCACAUCUGCAUCACCUGGUCAUCUAAUCAUGGCAAUUGGGCCCUUUUCAAGGAUGGUGUCAAAGAAGAUAGUGGCUCUGGUCUUGCCUCAGGAACAUAUAUUCCAAUGACAGGAACAUUAAUAUUGGGUCAAGAACAGGACAAACGUGGGGCUGGGUUUAGUUCUCCAGAAUCUUAUAUUGGAACCCUGACUCUCUUGAACAUUUGGGAUCGUGUGAUCCCUUCUGAUGAAAUAGCUUCCUUCAUGACUCGGUGUGACAAGUAUCAUGGAAAUGUUCGUUCAUGGGCAGAUUUUCUGGCUGGAAUUCGAGGGCGUGUGCAGUAUAAAGAUUCACACUUUUGUGAAGGCUGCUCAUUGCCAGAUUCUCCUUCUAAUGGGGAGAUCUCCAUCAGUGGCAUGAAAACGGAUGCCCAUUUGACAUACACAUGCAAUCCUGGCUACGAAAUCAACACAGGUGUUCUACCUGUGACAAGGCGAUGUUUUGCCUCUGGAAACUGGUCUGGGAAAGAGCCGCAAUGUAAACGUAUCAGCUGUGGCUUUCCAGGUCAUAUAGCCAAUGGGUACAUCAAUGGCAGACAAUAUUAUUAUCAAGAUAAUAUCCAAUAUGUGUGCAACCCUGGUUAUAGAUUGUCUGGAGAAUCAACUCGAAUUUGUCAAAUGGACAACAAGUGGAGUGGUGACACCCCUAAAUGUGAAGAAAUUGUGUGUCAGCCGCCGAGGAUAUUAGAAAACGGUGAAGUCGUUUCCCUUCAAAAUGUUUACCGCUUGGGGCAUCGCAUCCAGUUCACCUGCGAUGAUGGCUACAGGAUCGACGGCUCCAGCACUCUCACAUGCUCCAGCAGCGGCAAAUGGAACGACUCGCUCCCCAUGUGCCAGCCCCGGUCUUGCGAAUCCCCACCGAGAGUCCCCCAUGGGCACGUAAUCGGACCCCAGGAGAAUCUGGAUGUUGGAAGCGUGGUGAGAUACGAAUGCGACGAAGGCUUCGAGAUGGAAGAAACUGGUGAAAUGCAUUGCGAACUGAAGAACAGGUGGGCUGGAGAUCUGCCUCGAUGUGAGAGGAUCAUGUGCAGGUCUCCCUCAUCGGUCCCCCAUGGCUCCAUCGAAGGGAAAGAUUAUCGAUAUGGUUCAGCGAUACAUUACAAAUGUGACCAGGGGUACGAGCUCAAGGGAUCCAGUUCUGCUGCCUGUCAGGCGAAUAAAACCUGGUCUGCUGAUCCUCCACGAUGUGUGCCAGUGAGUUGUGGUCAGCUGGAAUCUCCAGAGAGGGGUGGCAUUGAGAUGACGGAAGUGACCUAUGGCAGUGUUGUGAAAUACUUCUGCCAUGUUGGUUAUGAACUUCAGGGUGUUAGGUCACGCAAAUGUCGCAGUACAGGAGAGUGGAGUGGUGAUGCACCAACUUGUGUACCUGUCAGUUGCAGCCAGCCAGAGUCAAUAUCAAAUGGCAGGUAUAUUGGCAGUGAUUGGACCGUAGGAAAUACGGUUACAUACAGGUGCAAUCCAGGUUACGUCCUCAUCGGCGAAAUAGAACGUAUUUGUUUAGAAACAGGGCAAUGGCUUCAUGAAGUCCCGAGUUGUGAACCAGUUGAGUGCCCCAUACCUGAUGAUAUUUCCCAUGGCUACUGGAAAAGCGAUGGUAGGAAGUUUGGACAGCGUUGCUCUUAUGCCUGUGAUGAAGGGUAUCAGCUUGUGGGACAUACCAUCAGGGUCUGCAUGGAGGAUCAGAAUUGGGAACCUGAUGCUCCCGAGUGUCGCCCUGUCAACUGUGGACCCCUUCCACAGGGUGAAAACAUCAUAAUGGAGACAAGUUCUCUUGUAUUCAAAGGUGAAGCAAAAUAUGUGUGUCGAGAAGGUUUUCGUCUGGAGGGUCCUGGUGUGCGCAGGUGUUUGUCCAAUGGUAAAUGGAGUGGUCAGGAUCCGAGUUGUGAAAUUAUAAGGUGUCCCGAUCCCCUCAAAGUGACUCAUGCGUAUCUCAUCUACUCUGACAACAGAUAUGGCUCCAUUGUUGAAUAUUACUGUGAUGAAGGUUACAAACUUGUUGGUCCGGUUCAGAGACUGUGCACUGGCUCAGGAGAAUGGGAAGGAGAUGAACCAGAAUGUGUGCUUGUGCGUUGUCCUCUUCCCCCUUCCCUCGUAAAUGGAGAUAUCAGAGCAUCUGACACAACAUACCGAAGUGUGGUCAGGUACAGCUGUCAUCGAGGCUUUGAACUGAAAGGAUCAGCAGAGAGGACCUGUUCCUUUGAUGAAACCUGGAGUGGCGUCGAUCCAACUUGCAUUGCAAUUCGGUGCUCUUUAGAUAACCUCGAGCUUAAGAAUGGAAGAAUUAUUGGUGACAGUAACAUUGUUGGUUCCACAAUCCAAUAUGAAUGUGAUGUGGGUUACAACUUAAUAGGUACUGCAGCGAGAACAUGCACAGAGAAUAAGAUGUGGUCUGGCAAUGAACCUCAGUGCGAAAAAGUUUUCUGCCCAAUCCCACUUGCUCCUUCAAAUGGGGAAAUCAUAUGGAGAGGACACAGUUUUGCAGAUUUUGUCAAUGUGACUUGCCUUGAAGGAUACUCGUUAGUUGGUGAUGCAACCCGGUUUUGUCUCCCGGAUGGAACUUGGAGUGGAGCUGAACCGGUGUGCAAGCCGGUUGAGUGUGCAUCGCUUCCAGAUCUGGAGCAUGGACGAACCAUCACAAAAUCCCUGAUAUUUGGUGGUAAGACGGAAUACACCUGUGACACUGGUUAUAAACUAAGAGGAGCUCGGAGGAGGAUUUGUAAAGCUGAUCGUACAUGGAGUGAUAAAGAACCUGUGUGUCAACUCAUUUUGUGCCCUGAUCCUCCAGUUGUACCGAAUGGGUUUCCAUUAACACCUAAAGAAAAUUUUACUGUUGGUGCAGAAGUAGAAUAUGCUUGCCAAAAAGGCUACAUUUUGGAAUAUCAGAGACCUCGUACAGUAUGCAAUGCACAAGGCAAAUGGACUGGUCUUCAACCCAUCUGCAAAAUUGUCCAUUGUCCCAAACCACCCCCACUUAAGUUUGGAUACAUUGAUGGAAGCAAAUAUACGUUUAAGAAUUCAAUUCAUUUUAUCUGUAAUGUUGGUUGGAAACUCAUUGGUGAAAAAACUCUUCGUUGUGAAGCUAGUGGACUGUGGUCUGCACCUUUCCCAACUUGUGAAGGCACUUUAUGUCCACAUCCAGACAGUAUUGAACAUGGAUUCAUCUCUUCAUCUAAUUUUAGCAACGGUGCUAUCAUAGACUACAGCUGCGCGAAAGGUUACGAUUUGAUCGGGAAGUCGGAUCGAAAGUGCCAAAAUGAUAAUACGUGGAGUGGAAAACCACCAACGUGCAAAGCUGUUUUGUGUGAAACUCCCAAAAAUAUAUCACAUGGAACAUUCAAAGGGGAUGUCUAUGAAUAUGGUAAAACUGUUACAUAUUUUUGUGAAAGGGGGUACGAAUUGCAUGGAGCUUCAGUUUUGACGUGCACUGAGAAGAAAGUAUGGAGCUCAGAUUUUCCUGUGUGUGAAUCAAUAUCUUGUCCCUUGCCUGAUGCACUAUUGCAUGGAGAAGUAUUAGUGCAUAGUUUCUCUCAAGGUACUACUGGUAGAGAAGUUCAAGUCUGGCCAGUCAUUGAGCAAAGAGGAGAUAUUACUGUCGAUGGCAAAGCUUUGCUAGAUGCAGCUAGAUCUGAUAUCUUCAAGCUUGGAGAUGAAGUGAUGUAUCGCUGUGCAAAAGGUUACAAGUUGCAUGGCAAUGAGACACGUGUUUGCUCGGAAAAUGGAACUUGGACUAACGAGGUUCCUCGGUGCAAACCUGUCUCAUGCAGUGCUCCGGAAAAUCUAGUUCUAGGCGAUAUGGUCGUGUCUUCUCUGCUGUACAAAUCAGAGGUGAACUAUAAAUGUGAUGUGGGUUACAAGUUAGUAGGAUCCCCUACUAGAACAUGCCAAGCAAAUGCUUCUUGGACACAUGGAUUGCCAACUUGUCAACCAAUAGUGUGCCCAAUCAUACAAAACAUACCUCAUGGCUAUGCCAAGUGGAGUUCUCUAAGAUAUGGUGCAUCUGUGACUUAUGAAUGCCUACCUGGAUAUAAAAUUAUUGGUGAAGCUUUAAGGUUGUGUGCACUAUCAAGUGCAUGGAGUGGUGAGGAACCACACUGUAUAUCAAGAGAAUGUACAGCUCCUCCAGCGCCAGAAAAUGGCUGGGUGGAAUCUGAAGGAUUUACUGUUGGAAGCACGGCUACUUAUCACUGCUACGAUGGCUACGAACUUGAAGGUACAAUGACUCGCUCUUGUUUGGUCAAUGAAACAUGGAGUCUGUCUACUCCAUUCUGCAGAGUCGUUUCUUGUCAACCUCCACCCCAAAUCGAGCAUGGUAGAGUAAAAGGAGUGAACUAUACUUAUCGAUCAGUGGUCAAGUAUUCUUGUGACAUGGGUUACGAACUUCAAGGUAAUUCAGAACUCAGGUGUUUAGCAGAAAAGAUGUGGAGUGAGGAAAUUCCGAAAUGUUUGCCAUUACCCUGCUCCAGACCAGUACCUCCUACGUACGGAACUGUUCUGUUUAGAGCCCUUGUUGUUGACAGCACUGUUCAUUUCAGCUGCAGUGAAGGUUAUGAAAUUAAAGGUUCUCCAACAAGUACUUGCUUAGCAGAUCAGACAUGGAAUAUAGAGCCUCCACAAUGUGUCAUCAUAACUUGUCCAGCCGUCACGAAUUUGAAGUAUGGCAAAGUGAUAGGUUCGAAUAACACUUAUGGUUCCAAAUUAGAAUUCAAAUGCAAUUCUAAAUAUAAAAUGGAUGGUUCCAAUGCAACUGUAUGCCAAUCUACGAAAAAAUGGUCUAAGCCUUUGCCGAAGUGUAAAAGGUACCUGUGUGAGAACCCAGUUUUAAUCCUUCAUGCAGAUAUACCUGCUGGACCAUAUCUUGUUGGACAAAGCAUAAAUUACACAUGUCAAGAAGGCCAUAUCUUGAGUGGAAAUCAAAGAUUAUUCUGUGACAAUAAUGGACAAUGGCUGGGAGAAGUGCCUGUGUGCAAACCUGUAAAUUGUGGUUCCCCACCAACAGUAGAAAAUUCCCAGAUGAGUACAGAAGGUGGUUGGGUUUUUGGUGGCAAUGUUACUUACGAUUGUGAUUAUGGCUAUCAACUGAAAGGAGCAGUAAGUGUCAUAUGUGGUGCUGAUGGAAACUGGAGUGAGCCACCAUUUUGUGAGGAGAUCAACUGUGAGCCCCCUCCAGAGGUCGAGCACAGUAGUGUGGUUCUAGAAAAGAAGCCCGGAUUGAGUGAAGCAACUUAUUCCUGUGAGAAAGGAUUCAAAUUGAUUGGAACUAAAAAGCAUUCGUGCAUUGGAAACAGCACUUGGAACAUUACUGGUACAUAUUGCGAGCUUGUCCUCUGCGGUGAACCUCCAUCUAUUCCAUUUGGAGGCAUCAUGGUACAUCCAAACAGCACAGUCGGGAGUAGGGGCACAUAUCACUGUUUUCCUGGUUUCCGUGUAGUCGGUGGCACCACCAUAGAAUGUUCUUGGCAAGGUGUAUGGGAGGGUAAGCCUCCCCACUGUGUGCCAAUCUCCUGCCCUGCACCAAAAACUCCGGAGAACGGAGAAGUAGACGGAGAAGACUAUUCCUUCCAGAGCGCUGUCUUGUACAGCUGUCACAAAGGGUACCAGAUUUUUGGACGUGAUACCAGAUUUUGUUUGGAAGAUGGAACAUGGUCUGGAGAAAUGCCUAUGUGUAGAAAAAUAUCAUGCGGCCAGCUUGAACCUCCAGAAAAUGGUUACAUAGUUCAGGAAGUUCCUGGACAUUAUGGGGAUCGUGUGAGAUUUGCUUGCCAUGGAGCCCAUGAGCUGAUAGGAAGUGAUGUCUCGAAAUGCACGGACUCUGGGAAAUGGGAUAAAGAAGUUCCUAAAUGUGCUGGUAUUACUUGUGCUCCACCUGAAGAAAUCCCGCCUCAUGUUGCAGUCAUCAAGUUCAAGCACGAAAAAUAUGCAGUUGGCGACAAACUUAUUCAUGUAUGUGAGCCAGGAUUUAGAGCACAUGGAGAUAUUACAUCGCAGUGCCUGGCAAAUAGCUCUUGGUCCAUCCCAACUGGAAGUUGUAAGAAAAUGUUCUGUGGACGCCCUCGCACAAAUACUGGAGCUAUUUUGCUGGGAAUGUCCUACCAGUUUAGAGAUAAUCUAGUUGUGGUUUGUCCCCCAGGCACAAAAGUUAAAGGCAAAAAGAUCCUCACAUGUUUGGGUAAUGGAGAGUGGGAUGGCAAAGCCUCUUGUGAAGGUAUGUGUCGCAGACCUUGUUUAAAUGGAGGCGUUUGCAUACCACCUGGACUAUGCAGCUGUCCCUCUGGAUUUGUUGGAGAUGUUUGUCAACAUGCACUCUGCAUUCUUCCAUGCCUCAAUGGCGGAACAUGUGUGGGACCCUAUAAAUGUAAAUGUACAGAAAACUUCAUUGGAUCCAGGUGUCAGCAUCCUAUUUUGACAAAUAAAAGAAAGUUUCCAUACGGAUAAAGACCACCCUGCAAAACAGAAUUGUAAAUUUGCAAGAAAAGAUCUUCCAUGUUGGGACCAAAUUGAAGCAUUUAAGAAUGACUUGACGCUGUAAGUCAACAUACGUAGUGCCAGAGGAAGAUUUGUAAAAAAUGUAUUAUCUCAGAAGUGUUUAUCAUUUAUGUAAAUAAAUUAAUUUUAAGA